AAUCUUUAAAGUUUGUUUUACUCAGCGCAGCAAAAUCAUUACAUGCAAUGUUUUAAUCUUAUGAUAUAGAGUUUUCAAAACUCUAAUAUGUUUACAUUCUGCUGCGCGUGCAUAUUAAUGUAUUGUGCAAGGAAAAGCAUUGGGAGGUUGGUUGAAUUACAAAUACUAUGCCCAGAAUCAAUUCUAUGAAGAAAAAAAUGAAGGCAACGAACUGAUAAAUCGCAUAAAUUCGAUUGUGUGCUCUUAAAUACUGGCACUGAUAAAAAUGCUGGCUAUAAAACUAGAAGCACAAUUACCGUUCUGUUCUGCUGCCAAUAGAAAUAAAAAUACGUCAUUUGUGUGCAAUGAGUAUUUAUCAAAAUUUAGACAAUUUCAGCGGAAGGUGUAGUACCAAACAUAACACCUCAGAGACGAAAACAAACCCUUUGACUAAUUCAAAUAGUAAAUAUGUUUACAUGUACAUGCAUUUGGAUCAUAUGAAUUCAUCUAAAGAGUGCAAACAUGAGCCCAUGGUACACCAAAAGUGGGAUCAAGUGCCAAGAAGGAGUGAGCAUUCCCAAUUGACCGGCCACACCCGCCUCGAGUCCUCUGUCUUGAUUAGAUAAAGGUGGUAAUCUACAACCAUGUGAUACAUAUUAAUGACAUGAAUUUGUUGUUGUUUGUUUUUCCCUUUUUUCAUCUUUUUUUUUUUUUUUUGGUUUUUUUUUUUUUUUUGGUCUUCUUUUUUUUACUGUUACUGUCAUCAAUGUUUUCAGCAUUCAGCAUUCAAUUGUGUUGUUUUCUUUGGUUAUGGAUGUGUCCGAAAGUAAUACAACAAUUUAUGAUUUAUAACAAACAAUAUUUCAUGAACUAGACUGUUUCUUUAGAAUAAACCGUUGUUGAAAUAUGACUUCUCUUUUUACCAAACUUUUAAAUCAUUCGCGACGUGUUUGCACAUGUUGUAGUAAUGCCCUCAACUUUCUUGUUACACCGUUAGUUCCUCAUCAGUCCAGACACAUAACACCGUAUCACCCCCACGUAACAAGUUACAACCCCCGUUCCUUAGGGCACCCGGUAAUGUCCGAAUCAAGCUGUGAUUGGUGAGUGAAUAAGAGGUGAGAUAUCACGAAACCUACGUCAGCUAACAUAACACUUGAUUGAUGAUAAUUUGCACAGACAUCCCACUCUACUAAGGUGCAUAAAUAACCUGGAUUGGUCAUUUGAAGUUAGUUGUAACUUGGAUAUAUUAGUAUUAACAAGGUAAGAAAGCAUAUCUGAAGUUUUAGCCCAAAUACGUACCUUUUAUAGUUAAAACUUUUAAUGUUUUUAAAAUUUUAUCUGAUUGAUUAGAUUUUCUUGAAAAAGUUACAUGAUGGUAUAUAUUUUUAUUUUACAGAUGAGGGUUUCUUUCGUCAUUUUCGUUUCAAUUGCACUCUGUGGAACAAUUUUUGCACAAAUUAACCCACAGUUAAAUACACAACUUCGGACAGGCCAAAUGACUGGCGUUCCUGGCCAAUUCGGGGUACCUGGUCAAAUGGGGGCAAUGCCUGGCCAACUAGGAACACAGUUUAACCAAUUUGGAAGGAUGCCAGGACAAGUAGGAAUGAAUCAACUUGGAAGUACAUUCCCCGGAACGUUUAAUCAGUUCGGCAACCAAUUUGGGAUGGGUUUUAACAAUCAGCUCGGUCGCGGUCCAUCACUUGUGCCGAGCGGCCAGAUGGGCGGGUUUGCCGGUACUACUGGUUUCAAUCAGUUUGGAACGGCUGGAUUUAACACCCCCAUGGGAAGUCCUUUCGUAAAUCAAUUAGGGACAGGAUUAAACCAGUUUGGUACAGGAUUAAACCAGUUCGGCACAACUGGAUUCAAUACCGGUUUCAACGCUUUCAACCGUAACCGACUUGGGCAACCAAAUAUGGCUGGUCAAUUUCCCGGUCAAAUGAACCAGUUUAAUCAGCUCAGCCCUGGACUCAGACAACCUAUUGGUUAGUGCCCUCAUUUCAAUUGCUCACCGACAUUGAAGAUAAAGAAAAAACCGCGCAUUACGACACACAAAUUAAAAGCAUAACCUGCAAGUUGUUUAGAGCAACACCAAAUACUGUGUUGAAGAUUACUAUUGAGGAACAUUUUUGGUAAAGAAUUCUGAUAAAAUUUCUCGUAAACUUUGUUUACUAUUUUUAUACUUUCUUGCAGGAAAAUAAAUCGAGAGGUGCAUUAAGAGUAAAGAAAGAAAUUCGCGUCAUCAGUUUCAUGGUGCUGAUUUCGCUGUGCAGGUGACUUUGACAUUGUGAUACGUGCCACGUGAUUUGUGUAAAAUGACACAAAACUACUCACACACCUCCACAGUGGA
Messenger RNA from Ostrea edulis (European flat oyster), 2326 nucleotides. RefSeq lists its product as uncharacterized. Lineage: Eukaryota; Metazoa; Mollusca; Bivalvia; Ostreida; Ostreidae. Bases 1349 to 1966 code for a protein of 205 amino acids. The transcript has a single exon. The record is from RefSeq and is a predicted model, not a curated record.